CCCCUGCCCGCCUACCACUACCCCUCCUUCCCCAACCGCACCAUCAAGUCCGAGUACCCCGACCACUACACAGCCACCCACGAGGCCGUGCCCGCCUACAUGUACCCAGAGACCUACCCCAGCAGCUCGCCCCCCGACAUCCCCGAGCUCAUCCUGAAGCUGCUGCAGCUGGAGCCCGACGAGGCCCAGGUGAAGGCACGGAUACUGUCCUGCCUGCAGCAGGAGCAGGGCAAGGGCCGGCACGAGAAGCUCAGCACCUUCGGCCUCAUGUGCAAGAUGGCCGACCAGACCCUCUUCUCCAUCGUGGAGUGGGCACGGAGCUGCAUCUUCUUCAAGGAGCUGGAGGUGGGUGACCAGAUGAAGCUGCUGCAGAACUGCUGGAGUGAGCUGCUGGUGUUUGACCACAUCUACCGGCAGCUGCAGCACGGCAAGGAGCACAGCGUGCUGCUGGUCACUGGCCAGGAGGUGGACAUGUCGGCCAUCGCAGCCCAGGCCGGCUCCAUCCUGAACACGCUGGUGCUGCGGGCGCAGGAGCUCGUCCUGCACCUGCACUCGCUCCAGGUGGACCGGCACGAAUUCGUCUGCCUCAAGUUCCUCAUCCUCUUCAGCCUCGACGUGAAGUACCUGGAGAACCACACGCUGGCCAAGGACGCGCAGGAGAAGGCCAACGCGGCGCUGCUGGAGUACACGGUGUGCCACUACCCGCACUCGGCCGACAAGUUCCGCCAGCUGCUGCUCUGGCUGGCCGAGGUGCGGGCGCUGAGCCUGCAGGCCGAGGAGUACCUGUACCACAAGCACCUCAGCGGGGAGGUGCCCUGCAACAACCUCCUCAUCGAGAUGCUGCACGCCAAGCGGACUUGAGCGGCCAGGCAGGAGCCGGCAGCACCGCAGUGCCUCCAGCAGGGGCAGCGGCAGGGGCAGGGGCAGGGGCAGGGCCGGUGCGGGGCUGCAGGAGCCUCCCCCUGCCUGCCCUCCUCAGCCAUGCUAUGUAACCUCUGCUAUUGGAAACGCCCAGCAGGUCCGUGCACAGCAGGGACAGGUGAGGCUGCAGGGCCCUGCCUUGGCACUGCCCCGUUGGCAGGGCUGACCUCAGCCCCACGCACACCUGGUGCCCAAACCUGUCACCUGCCAGCCCGGCCCAGCAGCACCAAGGAAGGGGAAAGCCUGUCCCGGCUUUUCUCCUGUUUCUGCUCCUCCUGCUGCCCCACCAGCUGUUCCUUGACUGCCACCAUCCCUCCCCGACCCUGCCCAUGUCUCAGGGCCCUCGUGCACAGGGCAGGAGAGAGGGGAGGUGAAACCCUCCAGGCUGGGGUUUUAUGGUGGCUGAGGUGUCUCCAGGCACCAGGGAGCACACAGAGGUGCUGGAUUUCUGCAGGAAUCCACACAGAAUGUGGGGCUGGGCUGGAGAUGUCAGCCCCAUGCAGCAGUGCCAGGACCCCAAGGUGCAGAUGCCGGGUCCCAAUUGCUGCCAGCUCUGUCCUGAAGCUGCCCUGGCCAGGACAGGGCAGGCAGGGCUGGGCAGUGCUGAACCCUCAGCUGAGGAGCGUUUUCCCAGUGCCUGCUGGUGCUGGAGGCAGCAGCUCAGUGCCAGCCACAGUGCCCAGAGCCCAGAGCUGCCCACGGGCACCACAGCUCAGUCCUGCCCACAGCUGUGGGGGCAGAGCAGCCAGGCUGGAGGGAGGUGCAAGCUCCAGAAUGUGCUCAGGACCUUGGGGACACUUGGGGAGCUCUGCAGUGCCCCCCUGCAUUUAUCUGCUGAGUGAGUGGGUGAGGAGGAAUAAGGACUGACCUGCACUUCAUGCUGGGCCUCCUGGCCCCCUCCUUUGCUCUGCCGUGUCCCAGGGAGCAGCAAAUGCUGUGCCAAAGCCACAGGCAAAGAACUCUCUGUUCCUGCCCCACCGUGGGAUUGGGGCUCACAGACAGGACUGGGAGCACUGGGGGUCUCAGCCCCCCAAGCUGGGCCGUGCUGGACUCUCACUGCUGCUUUCUCUCGGUCUCAGCCCCAGCCCUGGGGCUGGCCCAGCCCCUGCCCCACAGCCCCCCA
Messenger RNA from Zonotrichia albicollis (white-throated sparrow), 2044 nucleotides. NCBI's taxonomy places the organism in Eukaryota, Metazoa, Chordata, Aves, Passeriformes, Passerellidae. The record is from RefSeq and is a predicted model, not a curated record.